Capsella rubella is the source of this 1748-nucleotide messenger RNA. RefSeq names its product putative glucose-6-phosphate 1-epimerase. The transcript is spliced from 7 exons. Gene Ontology annotation, biological process: carbohydrate metabolic process. The coding region runs from base 526 to 1446 and encodes 306 amino acids. Lineage: Eukaryota; Viridiplantae; Streptophyta; Magnoliopsida; Brassicales; Brassicaceae. Gene Ontology annotation, molecular function: carbohydrate binding; isomerase activity. The record is from RefSeq and is a predicted model, not a curated record.
UAUCUCUGCUUUGUUUCCCUCUUCCGUGUCAAAAAAAAAAAAAGUUGUGUGUUUUGCCUUUCUGGGUUUCUUGAUUUCUAUACGUAAUUUCCUUGUAAUCCCACCUUAAUCGUCAAACUUCCCUGGGGAAAGCUUUGUGUUUUGAUAUAUGGUUGGACCAUUUUAAGUGAUUCUAAAAUCUCCAGUACAGAUCUUUGCGUUUUCAAUCUCAACCUCACGAUCUGUCUUUUAUCAUCUAUUGCAACAACAACAACAACAACAACAUAAGAGAAAAAGAGUUUUGUGUGUUGCAGCUUUUAUUGGUUUUGUAAGAGGAAAAGGACUUAUAAGCAGUUGAGAGUGGUGGUUGAGGUUUCGGUUUCAUUUCCACGGGAUAAGUUUGGGUUUCUUGUUCAUCUUCCCACAAGAAAGCUGUUUCCUCCUUCUUGUGAUUCCUUCGCCUAAUUUUUAAUUUUGUUGGGUGGAUUUAAAAACCCCCCACAGAGUCUGUGUUGUAAUCAUCGAAUCCGUGUGUUUUGGUUUACAAUGGAACCAUCAUCUGGAGUCGGUGCUGAGAAGAGACCAAUGGUUGACUUGGUCAAGGAUAAAAAUGGAACCGAUCAGAUCCUUCUUCAGAAUCCUAAAGGCGCUUCUGUUAAGAUUAGUUUACAUGGAGGACAAGUUCUUUCUUGGAAGACUGAAAAGGGUGACGAAUUGCUAUUCACCAGCACCAAGGCCAACUCGAAGCCUCCCCAUCCGGUACGAGGAGGAAUCCCUAUAUGCUUUCCUCAGUUUGGAACUCGGGGAUCACUCGAGCAACACGGAUUUGCAAGAAACAAGAUGUGGCUUGUGGAAAACGACCCGCCUGCUUUACCUUCAUUUGACGCAACCGGCAAAGCCUAUGUUGAUUUGGUACUUAAGUCAUCUGAUGAAGACACAAUGAGGAUCUGGCCUUACAGCUUUGAGUUUCACCUAAGAGUCUCACUGGCACUAGAUGGGGACCUAACACUGAUAUCACGAGUCAGAAACAUCAAUUCAAAGCCUUUUAGCUUUUCCAUUGCCUACCACACUUACUUCUCCAUUUCCGAUAUAAGUGAAGUUAGACUUGAAGGGCUGGAAACUCUGGACUAUCUUGAUAACUUGCAGGAGAAAGAGCGGUUUACAGAGCAAGGCGAUGCAUUAACCUUUGAAUCUGAGAUCGAUAGAGUGUACCUAAACUCUAAAGACGUGGUUGCGGUUUUCGACCAUGAAAGAAAACGCACAUUCCUCAUCAGGAAAGAAGGUCUGCCUGAUGUCGUGGUAUGGAAUCCAUGGGAGAAGAAGGCUAGAGCACUGACAGAUUUGGGAGAUGAUGAGUACAAACACAUGUUGUGUGUUGACGGAGCAGCCAUUGAGAAACCCAUUACCUUGAAACCAGGUGAAGAAUGGACUGGGAAAUUACACCUCUCGCUUGUCCUAUCCACCUAAAAAACGGUACCGGCUUGACUCUUGAGUCUCUGUUCCGAGUGUGACUUUCAUUUACCUUUUGAGCUAUUUUUUUUUAAUUUCUUUGCUGUAUAGUCAGUCUAUUAGAAGAACACAUCAUCACAGUGUAUGGUGAUUCUUCAGUAUCAGAAUCCGAAAUAUUAAAAAGGAAACCUGAGAUUUGAAAAAAGGUCACCCAUUUUUUAGGAAGUGACUAAGAUCCUGGUUUUGUGCGUGAUUUAACUUGUGUAUCAAGAUAUUGUUAUACUACUAUAUGAAAUUUGUAUUUCAUCUUUAUUUUUUUA